Molecule: messenger RNA, 8929 nt
Organism: Homarus americanus (American lobster)
Lineage: Eukaryota; Metazoa; Arthropoda; Malacostraca; Decapoda; Nephropidae
Product: multiple epidermal growth factor-like domains protein 6
Exons: 36
Coding region: 602-6097 (1831 amino acids)
Molecular function (GO): scavenger receptor activity; calcium ion binding; protein binding
Source: RefSeq, a predicted model, not a curated record
UCGUGCGGGGAGGAUGUAUCGCUGUGGCUGCUGUUGUCCUCACCACGUGGCUCACCCCCUCAUCACCUCCUUUUCGUGAACUUUUAUAAUGCCUCACCGUCGCUUGGUCUAAUAUCUACCGAGAUGAUUGAUUGAUUUUUUGUGUGGAAAACAAGGGCCGCCAUGACCAACGCAGAUGAGACAAAUUUUACCGUGUGUACUCGGAAGGAUUUCUAGGCUAACAACCUGUAAUUAGUUGUGUCAUCUCUUUAACUGUUUCACGAUACGAAUAUUUUCACCACUGAUCGAUACAGCGAAGGUUAAAUGGAGUGUCGUUCCAUAUUAAAUUUAUCACUAUUAACGAGGGAGACAUUUUCAGUGAUCAGUUCAUAGCUGACGUCUUCUUGAUGGAACGUGAACCAUUGUGAGGCUGAAACAAUGACAGGCUUGAGCAAAAUUGUGUUAGGUGUCUGGAACAAGUGAAUCACGCUAAUAAUAACUGGAACAAAUAUAACACUAGCUGAGUUAGGAAAAAGAACCAGCUGGCGUGUACGAACCAGCUACCCCAAUAGUGACGAUAGCUGACGUGUGGUUAACCAGCUGAGAAAGAAGUUAAUACAAGAUGAUGGCUGUCGUAGCUGCAAGUAGUGUGAGGUGGUUGGUGGUGACGGCUGUGGUGGGCAUCGCAUUGGGUACUACUCUACAGAAGGGAAUGACCCACGUGUGUGAGUACCAGCAGGAGGAGAGAGUCAAGGUACAGAUGCCUACCGUCCACGCCUUCACCGCCACCGUCAGGGUAUACCGUCCAGGAUGCUACACCAACGCCCCCGCCUGUGUUAACUACGAGAGGAGGACACUUUACCGCACCGUGUACCAGGACCAAUCACAGACCAACACCCGCACCGUCUUGGCCUGCUGUCCCGGCUGGUCCACACAGAAGGAGAGGGGGAAGGAUAGUGAACAAGGAAAGACGGACGAUACAGACGAUGGAGGAUGUUCAGUGCGGACGAAAACAUCAACAAACAGUACUGGACAAAUAACACAAGAUGGUGAGAUCUAUUACCUGGUCGAUAACUCACAAGAUAACAACGCCAACCGGUCUGAUGGCGAGGGAAGCAAGAAACAACUGCUCGACGCGCCAGAAAGUGAUGAGGAAGAUAAAGUCUCUACAGUUCAGUCAGAUCAUUCACAUCGGGGGAAAAAUCAUAACAAAGAUGUCAACAGAGAAAAGGGUAUAUCAGAGUAUACUAAUGAUGAACCGAGUAUACGUGACGUGGCUGAAGGAGGAAAGUCUUCUCCGUCUGUCUUCCGUCGGGAGUCUGAAGUGAACACACACCAGCGUCCCUCCUCACUCACGGCCAACAGACGCCGCUGGAACGAACACCACCACACUCAAUCUUCCCUCACUGACACGACAACACCAAGUACUCGUCGUGCUCAUCGUCGUCGCCAUAGAGGACGAUCACCUUCCAGUCGAGACGAGGACGUGACCGUAGAAACGACCUACACGUCAGGCAGGAAUGGAUAUCGUCACCGUUACAACAACAACGAGACGAAGUUUGACGCCUACAGCUACACCAUCAUUAUGACAGAUGGGAAGAAGAACGGGAGGAGGCGUGAAGAAGAGACAAAGAAGGAACAAGUGUCACGCCGGGAGGAGAACAUUGAUGCCUACCUUGGCAAGUCCUAUGCUGCGUGUGGCCGCAUCUUCUGCUACAACGGUGGCCGCUGUGUCUACAACCGCUGCAUCUGUCCCCGAGGUUACUACGGCUCCCGCUGCCAGUAUGAUAGAGACGAGUGUCGAGAGAACAAUGGCGGCUGUGACCAGACUUGCAAAAAUUCUGUGGGCUCCUUCAUGUGUUGCUGCAGCCCCGGCUACAGGCUCCUGCCCGACAACCGCUCCUGCCAAGACGUGGACGAGUGUGACUACCACAACGGCGGGUGCUCCCACGAGUGUGUCAACACGGUGGGCUCCUACCAGUGUCGAUGCGGCUCUAACCAACGUCUCCUCCCAGACGGCCGCACUUGCAUAGGUGAGGACCUCUGUAGUGUGAGGAAUGGUGGCUGUGACCACGUCUGCAACGACUCAUCCAGGCAGGUCAUCUGUUCCUGCCAGCCCGGAUACCGUCUACAGCGCGACAGACGGACAUGUGAGGCAGUGGAUCCCUGUUCUGAGAAUAACGGUGGCUGUUACGACCGCUGCCAUGUUGAGCAAAGGCAGGCACGUUGUUCCUGCCGGCGAGGUUUCAAAUUGGCUGACGACCAAGUGUCCUGUGUUGAUCUGGAUGAAUGCCAAAUACCCGAAACUUGCAGCCAUCAGUGUCAAAACACUUGGGGGUCCUACCAGUGCCUCUGUAACCCCGGCUACCAGCUGGGCACUGACCACAAGUCCUGUUUUAUGAUCGACAUGGAAGUGAUUAAUUCAUGCUUGGAAAACAACGGCGGCUGUCAACACAUGUGUCGUCAUGGUCCAGGUGGGGCCGUUUGCACCUGUCAUCCAGGCUAUCUGCUGCAGCCUGAUCGUCGUACUUGUCAGGACGAGGAUGAAUGUGAAGCGAGAACCCACCGAUGCCAGCAGGAGUGUGUCAACACCGCUGGCGGCUACGCCUGUGCCUGCACCCAGGGCUACAUUCUCAGUUCCGACACUUUUACCUGCGUCGAUGUGGACGAGUGUGAGCGAGAGAACGGCGGGUGUGAGCACGAGUGUCGCAACACCCAGGGCUCCUUUGUCUGUUCCUGCCGCAGUGGUUAUAACCUCAUUGAUUUCAACCACUGCGAGAUAGUGGACUACCAGUACACGGACGACUACUUGGGUCAGAGCUCUCGUGGGGACCUGGACUUGGGGACGGCGCUGGAGGACGACUUCACGGUGCCUGAGGACACGUCGGCCAAGACACGUGACACAUGGGAGGACAUUACGUAUGCCGAGUACUCAAAAUUUCAUACUGUCCACACGCGCUGUGUUCCUGGACACUUUGGGCCCAACUGCUCGCUGACAUGUGCUGACUGUCCCGGCCAAUGUGACACGUCGGGGUGCCUGUGUACCCCCGGCAGGACUGGCCCCACCUGCUCACUCACCUGCCCUCCCGGCUUCUACGGCACAGGUUGUAACGAGGUGUGUAGAUGCGAGAAUGAUGGCACCUGUGACCCCAUGACCGGCAACUGUACCUGUCCACCAGGUGUGUCCGGUGACCUGUGCGAAGAUGGAUGUCCUGCUGGGUACUAUGGCAGUAAGUGUGAGCGGCGGUGCCCCAUGAUGUGCCCCAACAUGCGCUGCAACAGAGUCUUCGGUUUCUGUGAGUGUGAUCCAGGACGCUUCGGGCCCAAGUGUAACAUGCCCUGCCCGGCCCUCACCUGGGGCCCUAACUGCCGCCAUCAGUGCCAGUGCCAGGCUCGCACCACUGCCCGAUGCCACGCCGAAAGUGGCGUGUGUGAGUGCAGCCCGGGCUACGUUGGCUCUGACUGUUCCCAGGAAUGUCUACCCGGCCGUUGGGGUGCUGGCUGUCUACACGAGUGCCAGUGUGCCAGCGGUGCCACUUGCCACCCUGCCACAGGCGUCUGUUUCCAGGACUGUCCACCGGGUUUCACAGGAUCCGACUGUACCAUACCAUGUGAGGCUGGUCACUAUGGUCCGGGAUGUAUGAAGACCUGUAUGUGUGGACUACGGCCAUGUGACCCGGCCACUGGUGUCUGUGUCUGUCCUGCCGGCACACACGGCGCUAACUGUCUCCAGCAUUGUCCUGAGGGUCGAUGGGGCCAGAGUUGCCAGCAGAAGUGCCAGUGUCAAAAUGGUGCCACUUGUGACCGUGUUAGCGGGGAAUGUCACUGCCCAUCAGGAUUUGUCGGUCCAGCGUGUGAGUCACCGUGUCCUGCUGGCAGGUUUGGUGUGGACUGUAGUGAGACCUGCAACUGCCUCAAUGGUGCCUCCUGCCACCACCUCACCAGCAGGUGCGAGUGUUUGCCAGGGUUUACGGGUGCAAGUUGUGGGCAGCCAUGUCCUUUAGGGAGGUUCGGUCAAGACUGUGUACAUGUGUGUCACUGCGACAAUAACGGAGGCUGUGACCGUGUGACCGGCGAGUGUGCUUGUGCUCCUGGCUGGCGAGGACCUCAGUGUAAACUCCCGUGUGAAGCCGCCAGCUACGGGUCUGGUUGUGCUAUGAACUGCAGCUGUGCCAACGACGCCAAGUGUGACCACAUCUCUGGCGCCUGCACGUGCCAGCCAGGUUGGCGAGGCACCUUCUGUUCACGACCGUGCCCUGAUGGGUUCUGGGGGCUGGACUGCCGACAUCACUGUAACUGUGAUACUGGUGCCACUUGUGACCCUGCCACGGGUGUCUGCGUCUGCCCUCCCGGCAAGCAUAGUCAACACUGCUCCAAGACUUGUUCAGCUGAUCGCUGGGGUAGUGACUGUCGGAAUCUAUGUCUUUGCCACAACGGGGGCAUCUGUGACCGUGUGUCUGGUGCCUGUGUGUGCCCCCCAGGACACACUGGUGCUACCUGCCAGGACAGAUGUCCGAAAGGAACCUAUGGCAGCGGUUGUCAGCACACCUGUUUGUGUCAGCACGGUUCUAGCUGUCAGCAUGACACCGGUGCCUGUGUGUGUUCCCCAGGCUUCUAUGGCACUUAUUGUGAAACUGCUUGUGAGUCAGGCAGGUAUGGCUCCGGGUGUGUGCUGGAGUGUCAUUGUCAACACGGUGGCCAAUGUGAUCCUGUCACGGGGGCCUGCAAGUGUACCCCAGGCUGGCGCGGCCAACACUGCCACAAACCCUGCCUUAAAGGUUUCUGGGGUGACGGAUGCCAGCUGGUGUGUGACUGUGAACAUGGUAGCGCCUGUCACCACAUCACUGGAGACUGCCAGUGCCCACGUGGCCUCAUGGGUGACAAAUGCCAGUUUAUCUGUGCUCGUGGGUUCUUUGGGAAUGAUUGUGAGGAGGUGUGUAGGUGUGAGGAAGACCAGCCAUGUGACCACGUGACUGGCGCCUGCAACUGUCCUCCCGGCCGCCAAGGACAGCAGUGUCAUGAGUACUGUGCUGAGGGGCAAUGGGGAGAGGAGUGCCACCAGGAGUGCCAAUGUGCCAGGUCGGCCCUGUGUGACCCGGCCAAUGGCAAGUGUUUCUGUCCGGCGGGUCUUCGUGGUCGAAAGUGUCGAAGAGGCUGUCCGAGAGGUAGAUAUGGCGUCGACUGCAAGCAGAGGUGUAAGUGUGAGAACAGAGGGACGUGUGACCCAGUGAGUGGCCAGUGUCAGUGUCGCGAUGGUUACUACGGCCCCACCUGCUCCCUUCCCUGCCCCACCAACACCUUUGGCUCUGGCUGUAACCAGACGUGUGAGUGUGAGCACAAGGGUGUCUGCACCAAGUCUGGAGAGUGUCAGUGUCCAGCAGGGUACACAGGUUCCAGCUGUCAGACCUCAUGCCCUGAUCAGAACUGGGGCCUCCACUGUGCCCUCAAGUGCCACUGCAAAAACGACGCCAUCUGUCAUCCAGAGACGGGGGAGUGUCAGUGUGGGUUAGGAUGGACUGGGAUAGACUGCAGUCAGGAGUGCAGCCCGGGCCGCUAUGGUCCCAACUGUCAGCUGGACUGUGCUUGUCAUCACAAUGUGUCGUGUGACCGCUUCUCUGGAUGUUGUCAGUGUGGCCCUGGCAGUUAUGGCCGCUACUGUGAACUGGAGUGCCCAUCAGGGUUCUAUGGCUUAUACUGUGCUGGUGUGUGUGACUGCCACAACGGUGCCACCUGUGACCCACAUACUGGCCAGUGCCGCUGUGCGCCAGGCUUUACGGGUGACAGAUGCACUGACACCUGCCUCCCAGGAAAGUUUGGUGUCCAUUGUCGGGAGGAAUGCCAAUGUGGGCAGUACCCUUGUCACAGAGGGACUGGCGAGUGUCAAUGUCCGCCCGGCACCAAGGCAAGAAAUUGUGCUAUGCCAUGUGGGACAGGCAGGUAUGGCAGAGGGUGUGAGCAGGUGUGUGAGUGUCACAACGGAGGCAGCUGUCAUCCCGCCACUGGCAACUGCUCCUGCACCCCUGGCUGGCUAGGUCCCAAGUGCACGGAGAAGGACGUCUCAUUCAUCACAGCGAGUGAGCAGCGAGACAGAGCGGACAUCCCCGUCGAGUUGAGCUGAUGAUGAUUCUUUUGAGUAGGAGACAAGCCCAUUAUGUCAUCACGAACAUAAAAAGAUUUUGGAUCCGCGGAGAAGAUCCAAAAGAGCUAAAUCAGUGAUCACGGAGCCAUGUGUGAGUCUAAAACAUUUUCUUCGCCAACUUUUAUCUUGUUAGGUAACAAAGUCAUAAUUAUAUCAGUGUCUUGAAGGAAGUAUUAAGCCAGGUGAAGGUAUGAUAAACAGAGAUGAAGAAUGGUAGCGAAGAGGAUAAAGUAAAAUGAAUCGAUGUGCUGAGGAAACAUGAGUCGGGAGUAACAAAUGUGAGCGUGUCAACAAUACAAACGUUUUGAACCUUCCAACAGAUUAAUUUCUAUCCACUAAUAGAUAUUCAAGUACAAUUGGAUGAAAAGUUCUUUACACUUAGCUGAGCUAUAUCACAUAUUUGUCAAGCAUAAUAUUGAUAUAAUAAAUCCAAAUCUUAUAAGCUGAAUGUCCUGGAAGACGAAAAAUGCUAAAAGCAAAUAUUUGAUCUAAAUGGCGCUAACUUUUUACUUCUAUGAGGUUUGUUCGCAAUGCAAAUCUCAAGUUAAGAGAUGUGUUACAGUAACCAGUAAUUCCCCAGUAAGCUUUGUUAUUUAUUUAACCUGCAUCAAAGGUAUGUAUAUUCAGUACUCUUGAUGACUGGAGAUAUUUGAAAGAACAUGAUGCAAAAUAAAGCCAAAUACAGUACAGUUAAGAGGAAGAGUUUGCUCAUCAUAGAUUACUGUACACUGGUAAAAAGACAAAAAACAUUGGAUUUGCAAAUUUGAUGUUACAAGUCAUAAAGGAUAACAUCUGGCGAAGGUUCCACUUAUCAACUAACAGAUAUCUCGUUAACCAUUAUACGGUACAUGUAUAGUAUAUGUACUCGCCACUGGGAAGCAUUAAAUGUCUCCUCUUAUAAUCAGGAAAUCAAGUCGUGUAGUUUCUGUUGAUAUUCAUCCAUAAGAUAUUCACUGGCUGCCCAUACUGAAUAUACUGAUAUAAAUAAUAUGCUUCAAGGUGCACGAUACCUUUUUCACAUACGUUGAGCUCUCAGAUUCAUUCUCAAAUUGGAAAUCUAUCGCGUUAGUUUGCACAACUUAAUAUUUUUUACUCGUAUAUCUAAAGUACUGUAUCCACAACAUUAAUUACUUAACUAACACUUAAGAUGCAGUAGUAAUGACUAUUUUACCAUCACAAUCAGUGAAAGAAGAGAGUAAAGACUUAUACAGUAUAUGUGGUGGCAUUUUGGAGUUCUUGCAAACCAACUGCCAAGUUAUAUUGACUUGUUGGACAAUAUUUCUUAAUGUGCAAGAAGUUAUCCCAAAAGUAAAUAUGUUGCAGACUGAUGUAACACACAAGAUGUACAUAUUUUAUUCGACUUGUAUGGUAUUGAUAGUGUCAUAAUAAUUAUUAUGAUGAAAUCAAUAGUAACUAUUUCCUGAAAAUGUUUAUAAAACAUUGAGAACAUUGUGCAUUAUGAACUAGAAAGAAAUUUGGAUUAUUUGGUUAAUGAAACCCAUGAAGGAUUCAUAUGUGUGCAGCAUUUAACUAGUUUCUAUCAUAGUAAGGAUAGUUAAGUAUACAGUAGAAAUCGACAUAAAGCUCGAGAGAACUGUCUAUUUACCUUAAAUACCAUAUCCUUGUCAUCCACCAAUGAGGAUUCAAGGGAAGAGUUCUGAUGACCAAUCGAGAUGUACCAAUACACUGUAUUAACAUCCCUUAGUUCAAUAAUAUCACCUAACUCGGGUUAGACAGAUUUAAGUUAAAUUACUCUAACUUUAAGAUACUGUACAGUAAAGUCUUAAGGAUCCUUUAGAUGUCCUCGUUUCAAAUCAUUCAGCGUCACUAGAUAGAUUAUUAAUUUGUUUUUAUUGUUUAGGAGACUGUUUCGUGUUCUGGCAUCGAUAAUUUCUAUGUACUUGUGUCUGUUAUGAUAAUUAAUCAACUGUUAACUGCUGCAAAUUAGUGAAUAUUGCAGAGGAAAUCGAAAAGCAAAAUAUAAACCAAAAUUAGAAAGUUUGAUUUCUAAGCCAAUACUGUAUCUCUUAACUCCCGCAACUGUCGAUAAAUCCAUUACUUAUUUGUACUUAUUGGUUAUAAAUAAUGUAAUUUACUGUGAAUCCUAUGUGUACAUUAGUAGAUUAAGCGCCACCAUUACUUAUACUAUUGUUUAAGCUUUUUAUAAAACGAUCAAAUUAUCAGGUGUGAAAACUUGAGCCACAUUUCAGCUUCUGUUUCAUUACAAUACUUCCAAAAAUCACUGCCAUAAGUUAUUAGCUUUAAAUAUAUUAAAUUUCACAUGCGUCACUUCCUUCGAGACAGUCAAAAUUCUGAUGACCUUAAUCAGAGGAAGUCAAAUAAGAUAAAGAUUUGCACAAUCUGUCUGAGGUAUAUUACUGAAUGACAAAAUGAAGGAAACCAGAGUAACUGCAAGACUUAUAGGAGGUGGCGUGUCUGAAGCAUAAUAACAUUAGGAAUAUUAACAGGAUAAGUUAUCUGGAAACUCAUGACUCACUGUAUCUACCUUUCAUUAAUUUAGUCAGAUACUGUGAAUAUUAGACAAGUCAUAAACUAGAGAAAAAGGAUUACUUUGUAUAUUGAUUUGAAAGAUACAUCAAUACCAGAUUCUGUGUUGAAUUAUUACUGAACAUUUAUAAGAGAGCUGUGACCUUCGUAAUGUAGCUUCAUUCAUCUGUCCAACACCAACUAGUCAAAUAUGAAGCAAGUUGAGUGUAUUACUGCCAGUUAUUCACAGAUGUAUCCUUAAUCUACACACACACACACACACACACACACACUCUCUCUCUCUCUCUCUCUCUCUCUCUCUCA